Messenger RNA from Amblyraja radiata (thorny skate), 2005 nucleotides. Its product is annotated as mothers against decapentaplegic homolog 4-like. Gene Ontology annotation, biological process: BMP signaling pathway; anatomical structure morphogenesis; SMAD protein signal transduction. The transcript has 14 exons. The record is from RefSeq and is a predicted model, not a curated record. NCBI's taxonomy places the organism in Eukaryota, Metazoa, Chordata, Chondrichthyes, Rajiformes, Rajidae. The coding region runs from base 165 to 1949 and encodes 594 amino acids. Gene Ontology annotation, cellular component: heteromeric SMAD protein complex. Gene Ontology annotation, molecular function: DNA-binding transcription factor activity, RNA polymerase II-specific; I-SMAD binding; RNA polymerase II cis-regulatory region sequence-specific DNA binding.
GCCACGCGCGGGCGCCGCUUGUUGUUGUUGUGAGAGGCGGCGACGGACGGCGACGGGCGGACAACCGAGCGCUCGAGCGCCCGCGGCUGAGGUGACGAGACCAGACGAGACGCUCCCGUCGGCGGGCGGGCACACACACACACACACACCGGUCCCGCUGCAGUAUGUCUUUGAAUCCUCCUACCAGCAAUGAUGCUUGCCUGAGCAUCGUGCACAGCCUGAUGUGCCAUCGGCAGGGCGGGGAGAACGAGAGCUUUGCCAAGCGCGCCAUUGAGAGUUUGGUGAAAAAGCUCAAGGAGAAGAAAGACGAGUUGGACUCGUUGAUCACCGCCAUUACAACAAAUGGAUCGCAUCCCAGCAAAUGUGUGACCAUCCAGCGGACCCUGGAUGGCCGAUUGCAGGUCGCUGGGAGGAAAGGCUUUCCCCACGUGAUCUACGCUCGCCUGUGGCGAUGGCCAGACCUGCACAAGAAUGAGCUGAAGCACGCCAAGUUCUGUCAGUUUGCCUUCGACCUGAAGUACGACAGCGUCUGCGUCAACCCCUACCAUUACGAGCGGGUCGUCUCACCCGGGAUCGGUGAGUGGCAAAUAGGUUUGAGCCUCCAGAAUACAGCUCCACCCAGCCGGCUGGUGAAGGACGAGUUCAUCCACGAGUGCGUGCAGCUGGACUGUGCCCAGGUGAUGCCCCACGCUGAGGAACAGGCCAAUCACCCGCCCAGGACGCUGCUGCCCACCGAGCCGUACGCCCAGCCUCUGCCUCCGCCGCCCGUCCUGCCCAUCCCGGAGACGUCCAGGCCGACCGUGCACAGCUACCCCAACAUUCCCUUGUCUCCACCCCCAGCCAGCAGCUCCCUCAACUCCAUGAAUAACAGCGAGGGGCUGUUACAGAUCGCCCCGCCGCUGCAGCAGAUGGCACCCCCCCCGACGCCCCCCCCCACUGCCCCCCCUCACCCAUCGCAGCAGAACGGAUACCCUCCACUGAAGCCGCCGUACCACAAUACAACAGCGACAUGGAUGGGCAGCAGCACCGCGGCCUACAGUCCGAGCAUCGGGCCCCAGCAGAACGGCCACGGGCAACACCAACAGUCUCUCCACCACCCAAGCCAUUACUGUCAGACGUCACAGUCGGCGGUGAUGCCGUUUCUCCUGCGACACGCGGCCCCCUCUCCGCAGCCGCUCGCAGCGCACAACGGCUCUUCCCAUCACAAUGGGGCACCCUAUCAGCAGCCAAUCUCCAACCAUCCAGGCCCGGAGUUCUGGUGUUCCAUCACCUACUUUGAGAUGGACGUUCAGGUGGGCGAGAUGUUCAAGGUCCCCGCCAGCUGCCCGGUCGUGACCGUGGACGGCUACGUGGACCCGUCGGGGGGAGACCGCUUCUGCCUUGGCCAGCUCUCCAACGUACACCGCACUGAUGCCAGCGAGAAGGCCAGGUUGCACAUCGGGAAGGGCAUCCAGCUGGAGUGUCGGGGCGAGGGCGACGUCUGGAUGCGGUGUCUGAGCGACCACGCCGUCUUCGUGCAGAGCUACUACCUGGACCGAGAGGCAGGACGGGCACCCGGGGACGCGGUGCAUAAAAUCUACCCCGGGGCCUACAUCAAGGUGUUUGACCUGCGCCAGUGCCACCGGCAGAUGCAGCAACAGGCGGCCACAGCGCAGGCGGCGGCGGCGGCCCAGGCAGCGGCCGUGGCGGGGAACAUUCCGGGCCCCGGCUCGGUGGGAGGCAUCGCGCCCGCCGUCAGUCUCUCGGCAGCGGCCGGCAUUGGCGUCGACGACCUGAGGCGUCUGUGCAUCCUGCGGCUGAGCUUUGUGAAGGGCUGGGGCCCCGAUUACCCCAGGCAGAGCAUCAAACACACGCCCUGCUGGAUCGAGGUACAUCUCCACCGCGCACUGCAGCUGCUCGACGAGGUGCUCCACACCAUGCCCAUCGCUGACCCCGGCUCUGUCCACUGAUGCCAACCCACCCACCACUCCCUUCCCCCACAACUCCCCCUCCUCCAACCUCCUCC